Dreissena polymorpha is the source of this 4497-nucleotide messenger RNA. Its product is annotated as neuronal cell adhesion molecule-like. The transcript is spliced from 10 exons. Bases 274 to 1338 code for a protein of 354 amino acids. Gene Ontology annotation, biological process: cell-cell adhesion. NCBI's taxonomy places the organism in Eukaryota, Metazoa, Mollusca, Bivalvia, Myida, Dreissenidae. Gene Ontology annotation, molecular function: protein binding. The record is from RefSeq and is a predicted model, not a curated record.
UGUGAAAGUUGUUCACUAUGUAAUUCAGUUGGCCCUGAGAAGCUGUUGUUCAAGGUCGAUGGACACUCUGGCAAGAACACUGUUACAGUGAACGAGAACGUUACUCAGACAUUCAGUUGUUCAUUGGAGAGUAACCCAGGUUCGACGAUCAUAAUUAAAAAAGACGACUUAACUGUGAUAAGUGAUGUAAAUAGGCUUAAUAUUUCAACAACUGUUCAAAGUAGGUGUGACGAUGCUGGAUUAUAUACAUGCACUGGUUAUAAUGAGCAUGGGAUGGCAACUUCAGACAGUGUCCGGUACUUCGUCAACUGUGCUGCAAGACCUUCACCGCUUGAAGAAAUACGCAACAUUAUUGGCAGUGCCCGGAAUGCGAAUGCUUCAAUGUCAUUCUACACACAGGCUUAUCCUGCACCACUAUAUGUAUGGCAAACAUGUAAGGGUACAUGUACCAACAUCACCAAUGGAUUCAAAUACAACACAUCAUCUAACGGACUGUUAUCCAAUUUGACAAUACUUAAUGUAACGAAUGAGGAUUAUGGAGAGUACAGAGUAAUUGUUAGUAACGGAAUUGGACAAGCGUGGACGGAAUCGUUCCAGCUUAUUCCAUAUGAUAGACCGACAGCACCAAUUAACUUCCAUGUCAUUGAGAAUACACAAAAAGAGGCUACUGUAGCUUGGACACCAAGCUUUAAUGGAGGUGUUCAACAAACGUUUCUUAUUCUAUACAGAAUAAAUCAAGAAGGACCUUGGAUCAACAUCUCAGUAAAAGAUACUGGGGACAUUAUGAUUAAUUUAACAAUACGGGGACUGGUGCCGAAUACUAAAUAUCAGACUUAUAUGUAUGCUCAGAACAUUAUUGGAUCUUCGAUGAAAACUUACGAAAUUUCGUUUGUAACAUUAAAAGGCGUCGAUGGAUCAUCCUCUGCAAGUCCAAACACUGGAGCCAUCGUUGGAGGAACAGUUGGAGGGCUUCUUAUUAUACUAACAGUUGUACUGGUUAUUCUUGGACUACGGAGAUACCAUAUACAAUUCGUGCGAAAACAAGAUUCUUCCAACAAUGCUGAAUAUGAAACAACACGCACAAACACGGUAAAUACCGGGGAAUAUGACGAGCUUUCACAAUCGCAUGCGAUUCGACAUAGUCUGGCUGUUGCAAAUACCAGUGGAUAUGAUCCAAGUGAGGCCGCGAAGACCUAUGAACUUCUAGAUGCCGUUCAGAGCAAUAAGAAUCAGUAUUCACCAUUAUCCGAACAUCAGAUAUCAGGGGCUGCAAGUAUGUAUGAGGAUACUCGUGAAGCUUCAGGUAAUGAAGCGUAUGAGAAUACAAGGAAAUCAUAAAUCAAGACCCUCCAGUAUGGGAAACGGACUGGACUUGAUGAGCAUAGUAUAUAACUUAAUCAAAGUACUGACAGUACUGGUGUGACGAUGCUGUUGAAGAGGAUGGAUAUACAUGUAUCAAUUUAAGUUUAUCUACAUCACCACAAUUGUGUUUGUGGGAACGAAAAUUUUGGGUACGAAAAAAAUUGGGUUGGACAAAAAAAUGGGUUCAAAAAAAAAUUUGGGUAUGAAAACAAAAUUGGGUACGAAAAAAUAGGGUACGAUCAAUUUUGGGUACGAUAUUUUUUAUGGGUACGCGAGUAGCACCCGUGGGAAACUUGACCCAUUCAGCGAAACUGGGAGGCGGAUUACUUUCUCGAUCAAAUCUAAAAAUAAAUACAUUUGGGGUUUUCCCAGCGUCACAGCGUUUGAAGUGCCACCUGGCAGUUUCGUGUCUGGUUUCUGUCCCGAACCUCUCGAUAACCUUGAAAGCGGACGGGAACCAAGCUGCCUUUACCUUUAUCAAUGAUAAUCAGCGAGGUAUGCCGAUUGAGAAAAUUAAGCUAACUCAAUCGGAAUGGCUCGGUCUUGUACAUAUGUCGCCAUUGUGAUGAAUUGUUUCAUGGUAUCAUAACUUAGACGAGCUGCUUCGCUGAAGCAGCAUCGUCAAAAAAGGUCUAGGGACUUAACCCCUCACUUAACAAUCACCUGCAUAUCACCACAAUUUAAAAAAUGAUUAUGACAGGCAAAGGUUUUCAUAAUUUCUGUCACGUUGAUAACCCAAUUCUGUCAAUGGGAUUUUAAUUGAACAGUUCUCGUGACGGGAAAGUCUUUACUACUUGAUCUAAAAAUAUAACAGUGUUUAGCUCACCUGAGCACGAAGUGACCUUUUGUUAUUAGUCCGCAUUCCACACUCAAUAUCGAUAAAACUUGGUCAGAUUGAUUAUCAUGACAAUUUGUCAUUCAAGUUUAAAUCAUAUGGGGUUAAAGAUAAGGUCAUCUGGUCAAUAUCCUGACAGCUUUGAAAAAGCCACAUGUAUGACUUGAUCAAACAAACUAAGAAUGUUUAUCCUGACAAAAUCAAGUGACUGUUUGAAUCUGUGUCAAGCGGAGCCUUCAGGUCAUUCUGCGCCAUUACUUGCGCCUUUAUAUUAGGUGAGUUAUGUACGGCAACUAUGAUCCUCUUGUUAGCACCAUAUGCAUUAUACAUUUUUUACACUGUAAAGUGAGUCCGGUUUCUUUUUUAGUAAUAUAACGUGUUUUCGCUUCAUAAGACCAAUGUAAAUGUGUACAGCGUAAACAAAAAUCUGCGUUAAUUUGCAUUCAAUCAUGGUUUUUUACAAAUGGAUAAGUAUUUUUAUUAGAGUUGCGUUGUUUCAAAACUUACUAAGCAUAAUAUGUAAACAAAAUUGCAUUAUGCUUUUCAGCUCGACUUUUCGAAGAAAAAUGAGAGCUAUACUAUUCGCCCCGGCGUCGGCGUCGCCGUUGGUGAAAGUUUUUUAUAAAGUCAAAUAACUUUAACACUAUAAAAGAUAAUUAAAUCAAACUUGGAAUACUUCUUUAUGGCAACAAGACAAUUGUGAAUAUUAAGUUGCAUAACUCUGUCAGCAUUAUUUUUAGAGUUAUGUCCCUUUUUAUACUUAGAAAAUUGAAAAUUUCGUAAAGUUGUGUGUUUAGGUCCACUUUAUUCCUAAAGUAUCAAAGCUAUUGCUUUCAUUCUUGCAACACUUACUAACUAUCAUGAGAGGACUGUGCAGGCAAACUUAUGUAACUCUGACUGGCAUUUUGACAGAAUUAUGGCCCCUUUUAUACUUAGAAAAUUUGAAAUUUGGUUAAGUUUUGUGUUUUGGUCCAUUUUUCUCCUUAAGUAUCAUAGCUAUUGCUUCCAGACUUUGAACAGUCGCUAACUAUCAUAAGGGAACUGUACAGAGCAAGUUGCAUAACUCUGGUUGGCAUUUUGACGGAAUUAUGGCCCUUUUAGUACUUAGUAACUUUGAAUAUGUUGUUAAAUUUUGUGUUUAGAUGCACUAAACUUCUAAAGUAUCAAGGCUAUUGCUUUCAAACUUCAAAUACUUUCUUACUAUCAUGAGGGUACUGUACCUGGCAAGUUGAAUUUGACCUUGACCUUUGAAUGACCUUGAAUCUCAAGGUCAAAUAAAUAAAUUUUGCUUAAAUUGCCAUAACUUCUAUUUAGGAUCGGAUAUGAUUCAUACUUUGACAAAACAACGCUUACCUGACAUACCACAAUGGACUCCAUCCAAACCAUCCCCCAGACCCCACCCCAGAAUCCCCCCCCCCAAGUUUUGGUUUUCAUUUUUUAUGCUCCAUGUUGCAGUUGAACUGCACGUCAGUCCGUUCGUCCGAAAUCUUUAACAUUGGCCAUAACUUUUGCAAUACUGAAGAUAGCAACUUGAUAUUUGGCAUGGAUGUGUAUUUCAUGGAGCUGCACAUUUUGAGUGGUGGGAGGUCAAGCUCAAGGUCGCCCUUCAAGGUCAAGGGACAAAUAUAUGGCGUCUGUCCGUCCGUCCGAAAACUUUAACAUUGGUCAUAACUUUUGCAAUAUUGAAAAUAUCAACUUGAUAUUUGGCAUGCAUGUGUAUCUCAUGGAGCUUCACAUUUUGAGUGGUGAGAGGUCAAGGUCAUCCUUUAAGGUCAAAGGUCAAGGUCAAAGAUAGAAUUUUGCAAUAUUGAAGAUAGCAACUCGAUAUUUGGCAUGAUUAUGUUUCUCAUGGAGCUGCACAUUUUGAUUGGUGAAAGGUCAAGGUCCUUCAAGGUCAAAGGUCAAGGUCAAAGGUCAAAUUUUGCAAUAUUGAAGAUAGCAACUAUAUAUUUGGCAUGCAUGCGUAUCUCAUGGAGCUGCACAUUUUGAGUGGUGAAAGGUCAAGGUCAAAGGUCAAGGUCAAAGGUCAAGGUCAAAGGUAAAAUUGUGCAAUAUUGAAAUAGCAACACGAUAUUUGGCAUGCAUGCGUAUCUAAUGGAGCUGCACAUUUUGAGUGGUGCAAGGUGAAGGUGAAGGUCAUUCCUUUAAGGUCAAAGGUCAAAUAUAUGGCUUCGAAGCGGAGCAGGAGGGGGCAUUGUGUUUCACGAACACAGCUCUUACAACACUUACAAUACUUACCUGACAUACCACAAUGGACUCCACCCAAACCAUCUCCCAGCCCCCGCCCCCCCCCCCAGAAU